Messenger RNA from Anoplopoma fimbria (sablefish), 874 nucleotides. It is a transcript of the gene mrpl11, whose product is annotated as mitochondrial ribosomal protein L11. Gene Ontology annotation, biological process: translation. The record is from RefSeq and is a predicted model, not a curated record. The coding region runs from base 165 to 749 and encodes 194 amino acids. Gene Ontology annotation, molecular function: structural constituent of ribosome; large ribosomal subunit rRNA binding. NCBI's taxonomy places the organism in Eukaryota, Metazoa, Chordata, Actinopteri, Perciformes, Anoplopomatidae. The transcript has 6 exons. Gene Ontology annotation, cellular component: mitochondrial large ribosomal subunit; ribosome.
AGGGGGCAGCGUCGUGGUUUCCAGCAGCAAACAGCCAGCUGCGUCCAGUAAUCCAAGAUGUCUGCGCCCUGUGGGAGCUGCUAACGGCGUGAAGGUACAGGACAAGUCUCAGUGGAUGGAUUCUCAGUUGAUGUGGAGGCAGAUUUAAGGCUUUUGAGACCAGGAUGUCAAAGAUCUCUAAGGCAGCUAAGGCUGUGAAGAAAUUGGAUGUCAGCAAUGUAAUCCGGGCUAUAGUGAGGUCAGGACAAGCGGCCCCCGGACCCCCACUGGGCCCCAUCCUGGGACAGAGAGGAAUCCCCAUCGGACAGUUCUGCAAGGACUUCAAUGAGAAAACCAAGGAGCUGAAGGAGGGCAUCCCUCUCCCCAUCAAGAUCCAUGUGAAGCCUGACCGAACGUAUGACCUGAAGAUCGGGCAGCCCACAGUGUCUUACUUCCUCAAGCAGGCAGCGGGCAUCGCAAAAGGGGCCGGAAAGACAGGCCAUGAGACAGCGGGGAUGGUGUCGGUGAGGGCGGUGUAUGAGAUCGCCCAGGUGAAAGCUAUGGACGAGUGCUUCAAAAUGAGGAACACCUCCCUUGAGACCGUCGUCAAAAGCAUCAUCGGCUCGGCUCGUUCGCUUGGCAUCAAGAUAGUCAACAAUCUCUCAGCUGAUGAGUACAAACUCUUCUUGGAGCAGAGAGAGGAGAAGUUGAAAGCUGAUGCAGAAGCAGCUGCCGUUGCUGCAGCAGAAGCUUUGGGCAAAAAGAAAUGAAGACCUGCAAUAUUUUUAUUAUGUUACCCCCAUUCCUAUUUCUAUUGACUCUAUAUGUGAACUUUAUUCACAAACAAACACUGUUAAUGUUUUGUGUCAGUUAAUAAACAAUUAGUUAUUGUGUG